Hyaloscypha bicolor E is the source of this 1347-nucleotide messenger RNA. Its product is annotated as ADC synthase. Gene Ontology annotation, molecular function: isochorismate synthase activity; oxo-acid-lyase activity. The transcript has 5 exons. Gene Ontology annotation, biological process: L-tryptophan biosynthetic process. The coding region runs from base 1 to 1347 and encodes 448 amino acids. Lineage: Eukaryota; Fungi; Ascomycota; Leotiomycetes; Helotiales; Hyaloscyphaceae. The record is from RefSeq and is a predicted model, not a curated record.
AUGAAAGACACCCCGGCGCCGGUGCCAAGACUGGCGGUGGCCUUACCGGCAUGCAAAGACGGCUUGGAGACCACUGUCAUCUUGCUCAGGAAAUACAAGAGUCUCGACCACUUCGCAUACGAGCGUAAAGAUGUUUGGCACAUUGGACUUGGCAGUCGUUCUUCCCUCCGAGCCGAUCCGAAGGGGGAGACCGCAUGGAUUAGUGGACAGGGGAAGGAACGAAACUGCCUCAUUCCUGGAUUUUUGACGGAUUUUGUAAAAAACUUUGUCACAGAGCAAUCACAGCAACACGAAGGGCGGUUAUUCGGCCAAGUCGGCUUUAACUAUGGUGCUCACGUUCGAGGGCAGUCGUACACUCCAGGGCGUUGGCCGAUCCUCAGUAUCAUGGUUCCAGAACUGGAAAUCACCGUGAGACCGGAGGGCAUCACUGUUCAGGGAUACGAUGAGGAGCUUUUGACAGAAGUGUGCGACUUUCUUAGCGGUACAUGUGCACCGUCUAUACAAGUCAGAGAUCCUCAACCAGUCAGCACUCAAUGCAAUGAAGAAGAGUAUAAGGUCCUCGUCUCGAAAGCACUCAAAGAAAUCAAAGCAGGGAAAUACAGCAAGAUUAUCUCGUCUCGGUCCGUGGACCUCGAGAAACUGGUUGACAUGCCAUCAACCCUGCUUCAUGGACGUCGUGCAAACAAUCCAGCACGGAGCUAUACACUCAAUCAUGGUGGCUUCCAAGCAACAGGUUUCAGUCCAGAACUUGUGAUGGCUUUUCAAAAAGGCAGAGUGGUCACCGAGCCACUAGCAGGAACAUGCUCACGAGUUGGAACAAAGGACGCAAUCCAAAUGUUACGCCAGGAAUUGAUCAGCGAUCCAAAGGAAAUUGUUGAGCACGUAAUCUCAGUCAAAGAGGCCGUAUCUGAGCUCAAUCAGUUCUGCGCUCCUGACACAAUCUGUGUCAAGGAUUUGAUGACCAUCAAGGAUCGAGGAAGUGUUCAGCACCUCGGAUCUAGUGUCCAUGGACAACUUUCUUCGAAGGCAGAUCCAUGGACUGCUUUCAAUGUCUUGUUUCCAUCCAUCACAGCGACUGGAAUCCCGAAGGACAUAGCCCUUGCGGCAAUCGACCGUCUCGAAACCCGGCCGCGGGAGCUCUAUUCUGGAGCAGUUCUUCUCAUCGACCCAAAGGAAGACUUCUUCGAAGCUACGUUGUGUCUUCGCAUAGUCCUUCAGGACUCAACCAACUCCUGGAUCCAAGCUGGAGCUGGUAUCAUUGCUCAGUCAAAUCCGGAGAGGGAACUUACUGAAACGCACGAGAAGAUGGCAAGUAUUGCUCCAUACAUCGUGUAUGAGGGCAAGUAG